CGGUAGCAUACAUUUGCCUCUUAUAACAGGUACACCUGGUGAAAUCAUCAUGGACGAGCCCUCUCUCCAGCUCUAUCAAGAGCUCCGCCAGAACAUCCACGAGGCUCUGGCGACGACGAAGCGUCCCGUGUUGACCCAUCUCAACGAAGACUCCAGCUGGCUGCUUCAAAUACCGCGACCCGAGAAUGCUGUGCGGCGGGGGACGCGAUUCUACUACAACAUACUGGUGGAUCCCUGGCUGAAAGGCGGUCAGAGCGACGUUGCAAGCUGGUUCAGCCAGCAAUUCCAUGCCACGCCCAGCGCCGUGCAGACCAUUGCCGAGUUGGAGGACUUGAUCCGCGACGUGGAGGCGUUGGCGAUGGGCGCGCACCGAGAGCCGGCGAAAGACUCAGAAGAGCUGGGGAAUGGGCAUGGGGAUACGCUGAUAGACGCUGUGGCCAUAUCCCACGAGUUCACCGACCAUUGCCAUAAAGAGACACUGGUGGAGCUGCACAGAAACGUGCCUGUCUUCGCAGCCAAGGAGGCCGCAAAGGUGAUUGACGGCUUCAAACAUUUCCGGACAGUGAUUGCGCUGGAUGUAUUCGGCACAGACGGCAUGACCGACUGGCGAGCGACCAGUAUGCCUCCUCUGCCCGAAUGGAUCGGCAUCAGUAGACUCCUGUCCACGAAUGACGCUCUGAACUAUCACAGCGCCAUCUUGAUCACUUGGAACAACAGGCACAACACUGGUAAGACGAGAGUGACCAGCGUGAGUAAUAACCUUCGCAGCAAUGGAAGUAGGGCACGCCGACACGCUACGAUCGAGCCAGACGAAGACGAGGAACGAGCCGAAGCUGUCAUAUACACGCCCCAUGGUGUGAACAGUGGCGAUUUGAAGAUUAUCCCCGAGGCGUCACCGGCAAUCUCCACUUUGGUAUUCUUGCAUGGCUUGCAUAAUGUGCGCCUCGCUAGUAUUGGGAGAACCGCGCUACAAUUGAACUUAGGAGUCUAUAACGGUCUGAAGGCUCAAAGGGUCUUGAAAGCAAAAUAUUGGGUAGGCACUCAUGAUGAAGUGAAGGAAGGACGUGGCCUGGUGGGCUUCUUCAUCAAACGUGAGGUCAAGACGAUCAAGGAAGCUUUGGAGCUAGAAAGAGAACAACGACAGAAGGGGGAGCAUGUUGUCGCCAACAGUGAGCGCGACGCAGUGUUGGAAAGCUUCGACGACACGAAAUGGCUCGACUUGCGCAAUGGCGAGAGCCGGGUGCUUGUCUAAGGUAGAGUAGGAGGUAGUAGGUAGGUAAAGCGUAAGAGGUAG
Molecule: messenger RNA, 1294 nt
Organism: Sphaerulina musiva SO2202
Lineage: Eukaryota; Fungi; Ascomycota; Dothideomycetes; Mycosphaerellales; Mycosphaerellaceae
Exons: 3
Coding region: 50-1252 (400 amino acids)
Source: RefSeq, a predicted model, not a curated record